Molecule: messenger RNA, 1777 nt
Organism: Oppia nitens
Lineage: Eukaryota; Metazoa; Arthropoda; Arachnida; Sarcoptiformes; Oppiidae
Product: dnaJ homolog subfamily C member 11-like
Exons: 7
Coding region: 60-1742 (560 amino acids)
Biological process (GO): cristae formation
Source: RefSeq, a predicted model, not a curated record
GAGAGAGAGAGAGAGAGAGAGAGAGAGAGAGAGAGAGAGAUCUGAAGACAAUAUACACGAUGUUUGACGAGAACGACGACUCAAAUGACGAGCCGAAGACCAUCGAUGACGACUACUAUGCCUUUCUGAAUGUCGCCAAACAGGCAUCGCCCGACGAGAUAACCCGGGCCUACAAAUCGAUGUCCAAACGUCUUCAUCCCGACAAACAUCUAGAUCCGGAUCACAAGAAAGAGGCAGACAUUAUGUUCAACAAAGCGAAGAAGGCGUACGACGUUCUAAUAGAUCCCCAUUUGAGAGCCAUCUACGAUACCGUCGGCACCAAAGGACUCGAAACGGACGGUUGGGUUUUGAUGGAGAAGCGAAAGUCGCCGCAAGAAAUACGAGAAGAGUACGAACGAUUGCUUCGCGAAAAAGAGGAACGCCUUCUUCAGCAGCGGACAAACCCGAAGGGCAACAUUAGUGUCCAAAUAAAUGCGACCGAUCUGUUUGACCACUACAACGAAUGGCAGGCCAUCUACUAUCCAACCAUUGAGGUGUCGUCGAUGUCUAUAUCGCAGUCGAUUGACGCGCCACUGACCAUCAACGAUACCCUAACGCUAAGCGGUUCGCUUAGUUCGCAUAACGGUACCGGCCAGGGUACAGUGGCCACUGCACUACGUCAUGUAGUGUCGGCCAAAACGUGGUGCGAAGUUGAGUUGGCCGCCGGCCAGGGACCGAUCAUUGCGCUAAAAGGAUUUCGCAAUUUUACCAAAAAGAUGCACUCAAACUGUCACCUAUUACUUCACUUUAGUCCCGUCGGUGUUCGUCCAGGACUGCAAUGGGUUGUAAGUCGACAUCUGGACAAACAUUUGAUCGGUUAUCUAACAUUGAAAACAGGAAUGCAGUCAUCCAUCAACACAAUGGUGGCCUGGGAUCACCAAAAAGCCCGAAUACUUUGUUCCAUUCAAUUAGGAUUUCCUCACUGUUUCGUAACCGGCAGUUAUUCGCAUAAAUUAGAGCAAAACGAUACCAAACUGAAAGUGGCCGUCAAGGCCGGUACUUUUGGUGCCGUUUUCGAGUAUGGAUGUGAAACACGUCUAUCCAAACAUAGUAUAAUCGGUGCUUCUAUUAGUAUAGGUGUGCCAUCCGGUGUCUCACUUAGACUAAGGUUGAGUCGGGCCAACCAAAGCUACAACUUUCCCAUAUUGUUGAGCGACGAUGUACUGCCAAACGCCAUAUUCUACGGAACAGUUGCGCCAUUACUUAGUUUUUAUUGUCUGCAAACGUUUAUCAUAAAUCCGUAUAAUAGACGAGAAUCGGCCAAAGAGAAGGAACGGGUGCGCAAACAAAAUCGGUCCAAAAUAGUGGAGCGCCGUAAAGAGGCCGAAGCUGUCAUUACGCUAAUGCGCGAACUGUACGCCCGCAUUAUGGACAGGGAAACCGAGAAAAAGGGAUUGAUUAUCGACAGAGCAUUGUAUGGGUCCGAGUCGGCCAUUGACCGGUUCAAAGACAAUGAAGAGACGUUGUCAUUAGAUGAAGAAGCUUUUGAUGUGGUCCUACCGUUACAGUGUCUGGUGAAUAACGACUCGACACUGACGCUUACCGAUGCCAGUAAAGCACAGUUACCCGGCUUUUAUGAUCCCUGUAUGGGUGAGGACAAGAAACUCUAUAUUAGAUACAAAUAUAAUGAACGCAUUCAUCAGAUACUCAUUGAUGAUAGUCAAGCACUUCAUAUACCAGCAAAAGUUCAUCUCAUAGAUUAACUGAAGUCAUAAUAACAGUUUGGAUUUGUUGCCAU